AUGACCUGCACCAGCUGCAAUGAUGUCCUGGGAGCCUUGCUCCUUCCGCAGAAGGUCUCUGCCGAAGAUGCGAAAGAAGACGAUAUCGGCCUUCUGCGACAGAGGAUCAUCUUGCACCUGCUGCGGCAGAUGUAUCCGGUGCCCGAGCUAUCGACGACCCUCUUCCAGCUGCUUCAGCGUGGCAUUCUCACCAAGGAUGUGAUUUCUGACGUGCUUGACGUCAAGCCGCGUCUCAUGCAGCUGCAGGAUCGUCCUUCAGAUGCGCUGGACACAAAUGCGCCUGCGCCGGCGCCUGGUUCGCAGCCAGGAGGCCUCGUGCCAACACGCUUCUUGCAGGACUUUCAGUGCAAGGAGCGUCUGGGUGUGGGCUCCUACGGCGAGGUCUGGCACUGCCAGCAUCGCCUCGACGGCCAGGAGUACGCCGUGAAGAAGGUCGUCUACCGCGCCGACGGCCCACGGGGUCCGGGAGUCCAGGAACGAGUGCUGCGUGAGGCUCAGACCUGGGCCCUUGUCAACCACCCGAACAUCGUCCGCUACCACUCGUGUUGGGUGGAGGCCGAUUGGGAGACCUGGGGCACGACGAACGCGAGGACAGAGAAGCGCCAGCCCUUGCCCCUGGAGGAUCAGGAGAGCUCGAUGGAGUCGGACAUGUCUGAUCUGACAGAGGUCUCCGACGGUGGUGUGGUCUUCCUCGAUGCAGCGCAGGAGAAUACCCAGCCCACAGGCCAGCACGAGACAUCCUCGCUGGAGGAGGUUCAAGCCGACGCCGGCAUUCUUGCCAAGCGGCCGCGCGAGACGGCGGGCUCCUCCGCGGUCUACAAGGCGAUAUUGCACAUCCAGACAGAGCUCUGCCGCAAGGAGACGUUGCAGAACUGGAUCUCCCAACGCAACGCCGCCGUGGCGGCUGGCAAGGCCUCGAAGGAGGACCUCAAGACCUGGGCCUCGCAAGCUGCGGGGAUCUUCCGCCAGGUGGCGAGUGCCCUCUCGGCGCUUCAUGCGCGAGGCCUGGCGCACCGGGACGUGAAGCCCACGAACAUCCUGCCGGGAGCCUAG
Messenger RNA from Symbiodinium sp. CCMP2592, 1053 nucleotides. Lineage: Eukaryota; Dinophyceae; Suessiales; Symbiodiniaceae. The record is from the annotation of a GenBank genome assembly.